UUACGAGCAGUGCCAUGUGACUUUACAAUGGAGCAGAUCGUCGCUUUAAACAUAAAUAACAGAAGAGCAAAGUCGCAGUAGGAUCUGCUUGAACCAACCAGCUUUUUAGUGUCAGUCCUGUGGUCUCCAGCAUGGGCAGACUGGACGACGCUGCCAAGCGCAAGGUGGUGGAACUGCGGGAAGCAGGUUUGAGCUUCCGUAAGAUCAAAGCCGUGCUGGAGCUGGAGAACAUCAAGGUGUCUGCGCAGGCCAUCUACCUUUUCCUGAAGGAGUUUCAGGGCAGAGCUCGAAAGGAGGACGGAGCAGCUGCGAACAGCAGUCGUUCGGUGCCGAUGUCAGCGAGGGAGGUGGGCAGCUCUGAGACACGGCCGGCGGGCUGGAGCGAUCAGCAGCUGAGGAACCUCCUCAGAGAAGCUUCUCGAGUCGCUGCCUCCCAGCAGGCUGGGGCGUCCUCGGAUGGGAGAGGAGGACAGUCGUCCGGGACGGGUUCGGCAGGCAUAAGAGAGGCACAAGGUGGGGAAAAAGAUGAGGAUAUCCGGAUUGUCAGCGUCACCUCGUUGGCACAGGGUACACAGCACGCUGGCGUCCAAGGGCCACGUUCAGGAGUGGGAACCGGAGCGAUGAGUGGUGCUAAUUAUGUAAGACGACGACACACGCCUUCACCUGCCAAUCCUGUGCUAGUGGCUCGCAAACGACUGCUGGAUAAGGCUUUGCUCCAUAGAGCACGGAUCAGAGACAGCGUUCCUCAGAGCGGCCAGCAGGUGUCGCUGUCAAUGAGACGAGACCCAUCUUGUUUCUCUGGAUCUGAAGGCAGAAAGCUUGCCUUACCUCAGACAUCUUCUUAUGACCUGACUACAGCCAGACCUCCAAACAUAAGAUCGUUGCAACAAGGAGCCAGUCCUCACAGGAGGUGGAUGCACCAGCGAGUUGGCGCUCCCGUUCGCGCUCCUCAACACCCUCCACGUGUCGGCAUCCGCCUUCCCGACCCAUCCACCACUGGAACGACGUCCCAAAAUCCAGCCCCCCCUGCACGGGUUCAAAACGUGACCAACCAGCCCUCACCUCCUCCCCAGCGGAGCGGCCUGGACCCUGGAGCCUUGAGCGGCCUGCAGGAGCAGAUCCAGCUGUUGGGCUCCGAGCUGAGAAGUUUGGGACUGGCGUUGAGGAUGAUGGUGGACCAUCAGGGCCGACUGGAGAGAGAACAAGCCCAGCAGACUCAAGUCCAGAAGCAGAUCCUCAGCACCCUGCAAGAUCUCGCAUCCAAAUUCGAGCCUCUGCAGUCCACAUCUGCACCAGCGUUACCAGUGUCUUGUUCCCUGGCCUCCUCUGCACCCUUUGGCCAGACUGCGACCGGUCAGGGCGCUUACGCUCAGUGCAGCCAAGCUCAGACACGAUACAACGAAAUCCAUGAUUCUGGUCUAGAGAGCAUUGAGGUGUUUUCUCUAGACCAGCUCAGCCCACCCAGCAUGAAUGGGUUUCAGCAGUGCCCAACCUCCGGGGGGCCCCCGUUCACCCACACACAAGCACGCACGCCGACAUUCACGCAAACCCACACUCAAACAUUUGCACCUCAGUACACACAGCCGCACACAGCCUCCUUUACGGGGAUGGAUAAUAAAUCAGUAGACAUGUCCUCCACCAGUGCAGACGGGUCAUUCCAGGCCUGUAGCCCCCAUAACCAGUCCUCUAGUCUUCCGGUUUCGCCACACGAGCCCGAGCUGAACAUCAUUAAGGUGGAGAACGUCUAAGAAAUGGCUAAAAUUUGGUCUUCACGGUCCAAAUACUUUGGGCUACAGUGUAUUUUAUUGUACACAACUGUUUUAGCUUUCCAGAGAUGGAAACUCGUACUAAGUAAAAAAAAGUU
Messenger RNA from Sinocyclocheilus rhinocerous, 1864 nucleotides. RefSeq lists its product as uncharacterized. The coding region runs from base 132 to 1748 and encodes 538 amino acids. The record is from RefSeq and is a predicted model, not a curated record. Lineage: Eukaryota; Metazoa; Chordata; Actinopteri; Cypriniformes; Cyprinidae. The transcript has 4 exons.